Messenger RNA from Bombina bombina (fire-bellied toad), 5033 nucleotides. It is a transcript of the gene REEP4, whose product is annotated as receptor accessory protein 4. NCBI's taxonomy places the organism in Eukaryota, Metazoa, Chordata, Amphibia, Anura, Bombinatoridae. The coding region runs from base 75 to 863 and encodes 262 amino acids. Gene Ontology annotation, cellular component: endoplasmic reticulum tubular network; cytoplasmic microtubule; endoplasmic reticulum membrane. The record is from RefSeq and is a predicted model, not a curated record. The transcript has 8 exons. Gene Ontology annotation, molecular function: microtubule binding. Gene Ontology annotation, biological process: endoplasmic reticulum tubular network organization.
CAGGAAGCGGAAGUGCAGAGAGCAGCUCGAGAGUUAGUGCUAGUAGUUUGGCGAGUGAGGAGUGAGUCAGAAACAUGGUGUCGUGGAUCAUCUCCCGAGGCGUUGUGCUUGUCUUUGGUUUACUGUAUCCUGCAUAUUCAUCGUACAAAGCUGUGAAAACAAAGAAUGUUCGAGAAUAUGUGCGCUGGAUGAUGUACUGGAUUGUAUUUGCACUUUUUAUGACGAUAGAAACAUUUACAGACAUUUUUGUCUCCUGGUUUCCCUUUUACUAUGAAAUUAAGAUGGCCUUUGUGAUAUGGCUGUUGUCUCCUUACACGCGAGGGGCGAGCCUGCUGUACAGGAAGUGUGUGCAUCCCAUCCUGUCCCUUAGGGAAAAGGAAAUAGACACAUACAUUGUGCAGGCGAAGGAACGGAGCUAUGAGUCAUUCGUGAGCAUUGGGCGGAAAGGUCUUAAUAUUGCAGCCACCGCUGCUGUACAAGCUGCUACUAAGGGUCAGGGUGCACUAGUAGGACGCCUGCGUAGUUUCAGUAUGCAAGACUUGCGUGCACUUCCCGAUGACACCCCUUUACACUACAGAGAUCCGUUAUAUCCCGAUGAAUCGGAUCUGCAGCGUCGACCAAUCAAUUAUGCUACCGCUUCACAGGUUGACAGUGACUCCAUGGAUGAACGAUGGUCAGAUUCAGAGAUGGCUGAGUCAACCAGGACAGCAGCGAGAACACGGGGAGGGGUUUCUCAGAAACCACUACAAAGGAGCCAAAGUCUGCGAGUUUCCAAGAAGAAGGGGCUGAGUCGAGAGGGCUCCACAAGAACAGUCAAACCCAGAGCAAAGAAGAAGGCUGCACAAUCAGAACCUGAAAACUGAUCUGUUGGACAAUGAGAAAGGGGUCGUUAAUCAGCCCCCUAUUAUGUAUACAAUGUGUGCAGCCAAAACACUGAAUUUUAGCAAUACGAUGUUCUCAAACUGAAUGAUCUCACAUUUUUCGGUUGCUGAUUGUCUUAAUGUGUCGUUAUAAAAGUGUGUGUGUAUAUAUUGUCUAGUAUAUAGUGUGAAGAUAAGGAUUUGUAUGGUCUUGAAAUAUGUGCAAUAUUAUUAAAAAUUGCCAAUAUUUCCAUUCAUGUUUCAAUCCCCUUAGGAAUCUUGUAGAUAGUCUAAUAAUACAUAAUAAUGAUAAAAGUAUUGUAUUAUUAAUAAUAAUCAUCAUCAUAUGGGAUAAGCCACCACUCUAUGACAUAACCACUUUUACGUGUGUUACUGGAAAAGAUCUUAAAUCUGUUUAAUUAUAAAAAAUGUGGGACUCGUGGUAUAUAGGUGUAAGAAAGAGAGAGUUGUGAAAGAUAGACCCCCACAUAAGAUUACUUUACAUGAUCAUUAAAGGGACAUUAAAAUACUAAAUACAUUUUACUAGCAUAGUAUUGAUGUUGUUCACUACUUGUUUGCACAUAUGCUGCAACUUUCCUUCAGACACCUGCAGUGUAACCUAGGUUCCAUAAUGGCAGCACCCAUGAUAAGAGGGAGGGGCAUAAAAUGUAUUUAGUGUUUAGUUCCCCUUUAAGGUAAUAGAGUAUAAAGUAACUGAAACCUAUCCUCCUCUCACUGGAAGGAUAUGGAAGUCAUAUUUUUUUUUUUUUUACACCAAAAUUCAAAAGAAACAAACAACUUUCUAGUUUACUAACGUUAGUGAAUGAACUUCUUUCACUAUACUCUUAUGGAAUGAAGCCAAGUUUCAAUAAAGAAUUGGUCUUCCGUGCCCCUUUAAAUAUUGUCUAUAUUUAAAAAAACAUGUAAACUUAGCCUAAGUUGUUUAACUUUUAAAUAUUGGGAGGGUUAAAUGAUCCCUAAUAGAUUGAUAUAUAAAUGGUGAUAACUUAAAUACACACUGUAUUUGCUGUUUCUCCAAGGCCAAAUAUUUCCACUUAUUUGUGCACUAUGCUGCCUGCUCAAGCUGAGCAAUCUUUACUGUCACUUUGAUUGCUAUAUGUGUAUGUGAUAAACAAAAAAAAGUGUAUAUAUAAAGAACUGUUUCGCAUCUGAAAAGCCCUGUUCAUGUCUAUAUACAAGUGUGUGAUCAAGAUGAGAUGUGUGUGAAUUUUCAUUCAGUUGCAUGUUCUGUACUGUUAUAUACACCAGUGUUUGUCAACCGUGCUACUCAAGUACUCCUCAAGAGGCCAGAUUUUCAUUAUAGCUGAACCAGUGCACAGGUGAAAUAAUCAGCUGAUCAGUAACCAUGGUUACUAACCUGCUUUCACCCAUUAGAUGAUUUUUUCACCUGUGCACUAGUUCAGCUAUAAUGAAAACCUGGACUGUUGGAGGUACUUGAAGGCCGUGGUUGAGAAACAAUGUUAUACACUACACCCGUCCAAUCUUGCCUUUUGUAUUUUGUACCACCUCUAUCAGAUUGCUACUGGGGGUCAUUAUCCUGCUCAUGCAAUGUUAUCAUUUUGUUGCUUGGGUCCGUUCUAGAGAGGAGGUUUACUGACCCCCAACGUUACAGAAUGCAUUAAAGGCAAUCGCUAUGUGCAUACAGUUAUUACUAAGCAUACUGUACAACCAUUUCUAGGGUGCAAUGUUUGUGGUGUUUUAUUUCCUCUAUUGAGGUGGGAAACAUGAAAUGGCUUUCUAGUUCUUAAAUCUUCAGCAGAAAUUCCGUAUCUAGGUGUUGGGAUUAGUAAUUUAUUUUAUCUGUUAUGUUGUGUCUUUUAUGCUGACUUGCUGUAAGCAUAACGUGUUUUUAUUUGUUAAAACUUGACUUUUCUAUGAUAUACAGUUAACACCAUUUUGCAAGUAGAUAGUAUUUUAUAAGUUCCGUUUUUGUCUACACAACCUAAAAAUUCCUUUUCACAAUUAUAAAUAAAUAUAUAUAUAAAUAUAUAUAUAUAUAUAUAUAUAUAUAUAUAUAUAUAUAUAUAUAUUUGUUUUCAAAAUGGGAUCAAUUGCUUAUUAUAUUAGAUUAAUUAAUGGUGGCUGGAUAUAUAAAAUUAAACUUUCAUGGUUUGGAUAGAGCAUUUAGAGGGAACAUGUCAUUUUAAGAGACUUUUAUAAUUAACCUCUUUCUCUUGGUAUCCUUUGUUGAAAAACAUACUAAGGUAUUACUGGGAGCUCACCGGUGGUUGCACACACAUGCCCCCCUUUUCAUUUGCUUAGCAGAUGUUUUAAGCUAGCUCACAUUAGUGCACUGCUGCUUCUGAGCCUAUCUAGGUAAAUUUUUCAACAAAAGAUACCAAGAGAACAAAGUACAUUUGAGUAGCUAUAAAAUCUCUUAAAGUUGCAUGCUCUAUCUAAACCAUGAACGUUUCAUUUUGACUUUCAUGUCCCUUUAAUUAAAUGCAUUUGUGAAUGGGAUUGCUCCUUACUCAUUGGGGAGGCCAGAUUUAAAGGGCUAUUUGCCAAAGGUCAUAUCAUGUGACUACAGUUUGGAAAAACAGUAUUCAAAGAAUGUGCUAAGCUGGACCAAGGCUCAGAGUAACAAACUAUGUAAAACUGUUACAGCUUAUGUCUAAUUUUAAUAAGGCCUAUUACAGUAAUUUUGCAUAGUCUUAUAAUGAUGAUCUCUGAUUGCCUAAUAGUUUGUGUUCUUUUUUUUUUUCUUCUUCCACAGAGAGAACAGUUUCUGUUUAAUGUGCAUAGGGUUAAAAAGGGAGUGUAGUUUAUGAAGUGUUGCUGUGUCACACAGGCGUGUGCAUAUUUGUCUCUGCCGUAAACUAGAGUUAUGACCUAGUAGAAGGGAACGGUUUCAUUAUGAGGGCCAACUUGGGAAUGAUUUUAACUGUUACUGAACAUUCUGGUACUAUUUUUGCACCAUAUCCCAUACUUAAAGAGAUACUGAACCCAAAUGUUUUCUUUCAUGAUUCAGAUAUAGCAAUGGUUUUUAAACCUCCCCAACAGGCCAGGUUUUCUGGAUUACCUUGAAUGAGAGCAGGUAAAAUUACUAUGUUUACUAAUCAGCUGAUUAUUUCACCUGUGCUCCAGUUCAGAUAUACUCAAAAUGUUAGGGAGGCCCGAGAACAGGUUUGAAAACCAAUGAGAGAGAGCAUGCAAUUUUAAGCAACUUUCUAAUUUACUCCUAUUAUCAAUUUUUCCUCAUUCUCUUGGUAUCUUUAUUUCAAAAAGCAGAUGUACGCUUAGGAGACGGCCCUUUUUGGUUCAGCACCCUGGAUAGCGCUUGCUGAUUGGUGGCUGCAUUUAGCCACCAAACAGCAAGCGUAACCCAGGUGCUGAACCAAAGAUGGGCCGGCUCGUAAGCUUAAAUUCCUGCUCUUUCAAAUAAAGAUACCAAAAGAAUGAAGAAAAAUUGAUAAUAGGAGUAAAUUAGAAAGUUGUUUAAAAUUGCAUACUCUGUCUGAAUCAUAAAAUAAAAAAAAGAGGGUUUAGUAUCCCUUUAAAGUAUCCCUUGAAUAAUAAUCUAUCUUUUCCAUGCCAGGUGGUGUUAAACUGAUUAUUGUAAGUCUUUGGACUUUAUCUAUGUAUUUAUAUGUUUGUUUGUAAUGUCUGUAGCCGCAAUUUAAACACCAAAGACUAACCCUAUUCAGCAGGGUUAAGGUUAAAAAGUCAGUUCCACUUAGAAUCAUUAUGAUCUAAUGACAACAAUCUGCAAAAUAAUAAAAUACUGAUUCAUCCUAUUUGGUAUUAGUGUGAAUUUAUAGCUUAAACAUUUAUAAAGGAUUACUUGUUUAAUGGGGUAGCUAUGUAAUGAGUUAUGACGUGUGACAUGGUAAUAAGGCUAAGCCACACUUAGGAGCAAUGCUACCAAAUGACAGUAAUUCUUUUUUGUAGUUCCCAUUUCUGUAAUGUAUGUGUCAAAUUACUAGAGGGCCAUUAUUAUAUGAAAUAUGGUUUACGGGCCAAAUGAACAUAGUUACUGAGAUCCUAUUGACAAUCUAGGGUGUUGUGAGAUCACUCUGGUUCCAUUUGGAAAUGCUCUUGUAAAAUAACCUGAAGUGCCUGAUAUUUCUGAUCUGUAUUUUUAUUGUCGGGUUUAUCUGUACUUUUUGAUACUCUUAAUAGAAAAAUAAAUAUUUUUGUUUUCUGCUGUUA